CCUUUUGUGGCCUGCCAUUAAAUGGGUGCUGGCAGCAGCACCCACAGUGCCUGAAGGAUGUGACAGGACAGGGACAUGAGCCCUCAAGGCCAGACAGCAGGAUGGCAGAGGGACCCUCCAGUGUUCCUGGGCAGGCCUGGGUGAAGGAGGAGGAGGAGGAGGAAGGGCCUGGGGCUGCCCCAAAAUGGCCUCCUGAAAGGAGAGAGAGAUUCAAGCCAGUGCGGGCAGACCCAGUUGAGGACCUGACAGAAGACCAGGAGCAUGCCCGAAAGCGUUUCAGCCAUAGAGCUCAGAUUUUUUGGAAAUUUGUCAAGAACGAUGAACGGGAAGAGAUCACCAUUGCAGCCAUUGAGGGCAUGGUACGCUGUGACUCCUAUAAUGCUGAGGCUUGUGCUGCUGUGCUGGAUUUGCUUGCACAGACAGAAACCUCCAAUCUGAAGCGUGUGCCAACCAUUGUGAAGUUCAUCCACCGGUGGCUUGUGUCCAACAAGGAUGUGUCUUCUGAGCACAGACUGGACAAGUCCCUUCUAGAUCUGACCCAUGCACACCCCAGUGAUGUGGUUGUGACCCUCCUGUGCUCUGCCCCAUCAUGUGAAAGAGCUGCUCUGACCAUGUGGAAAGUGCUCAUCUCCUCGAGCAGGACUGCAAAGAUGGUGCUGUCAGAGUUGCCCUGCAUUAUGGAGGACUGGCCGGAGCACAGCACAUGCACGUCUGAUGGCAACAGAAAGCAAGUCUUUGCCCUGGCUGCAACCAAGGCACUGUGGGAGAUCAUCCAUCUGCCCUUAUCCCCAGAGGCAUCAGUAGUGGCCCCUUCCCUCUUCGUGGCUCUGCUGGUCCAAGUUUUCUGCAGCACAGAGGAGAUGCCAGGAGACAUCAAUAGACUCUGGAGGAGAUGGCAGAAGAGAGAGCACUUUCCCACUAACCCCAGAAGGUUUGUAGUGCUGACAGUGAAAGCACUUCUCUGCCGUCUGUGGCUGGAGGAUGUGGUGUUGGCAAUCGAACGUAAGAGAGGCUGGGACACACUCCUUGACAAUGACACCCACCACUAUGCAGUGAGUCUGUUGGCCAGAGAGAUGCAACAUGUCUCCAAGUCCUUCCGUGAAAGGAUCGCGCGCUACCUGGUCACGCUGCUCAGCAGGGAGGAGUCACGCUGGCAGGUCCCUGCCAUGGCAUUCCUUGUCGAGUUCCUGCAAUGCCUUGAAACAGAGGAAAUGGUUGAUACCAUCCUGCAGCUCAUGUCAAAUCAUCUGCAGAGUCACUGCAAAGACAUGCAUCGCUUGGUGCUCAGAGGCCUCCUUGUACUCUGCAAGAGUCCCUGGAAGGCCAGAAGGUUGCAGAGCCUCCCUGAAAGCCUCAUGGAACUACUGAAGGAUGCAGAUGGAGAGCUGGUUGGGCUGACCCUCUCUGUGCUCAGCAAGGUGCUCCUGGACAACAACGUGGCAAUUGCUGUCCCCACUGCUCUGCAGCUGGCUGAGGCGCUCCGGCCACUGUUUGACAGUGACACCAGCCAUGUGCAACUUCUCUCCAUUUGCCUCUUUCGAGAAAUGAUAGUCUGUUUGGAGAAAGAGGGGAAAAAGUCCGUGAAGAUGUGUGUGCGCCAGAGUCUCCUCCCACUCUUCUACCACCUGUAUGAUGAGAACUGGCAUGUGGCAGAGGCCUCUCUGAAAACCCUGCUUCAAGCGACCAAGUUUCUGAAGAAGAGGAAGUUCAAGCGACUUCUGGAGAGGGAGCAGCCAUGGAAAUGUAGUGAGUGCCUGCUGGCAGAGGACAGAAGCACAAUAGAUGAGUACUGGCGCCAGUCCCUGGCAUACCUGCAGAGCCCUCAGGAGUCCAUGCGAGAGACGGCCAUCAAGUUCAUCGGGCUCAUGGGGCAGCGCAUGAGGGGACGACGGCAGGAAGAGUUCCAGAUUAUCUGUGAUGCCCUUCUAGGCAUGGCAAAUGACAUCAGCCCCUCUGUCUCAACCCUGGCAGUUCAAACAUUGCACAGCAUAAGAACUGCACAAAGAAAUCGAUUGCCUGGCCUAUUGCAGCUGCUACAAGACCAGCUCCGCAGGGUGUAUAGGAGAUAACCUUCCCUCUGGGUCUUUGGCUGGCCGUGCUUUGCAAGUUGUGAGCAGAGCUGAUCCCAGGAGCUCUGACUGCUGGGACCACCUAAGCCUGCAGGAAGGCCAAGUGGGUUCUGGCCUCUCCUAACCCACAGGACAGUUUCCUUUCAUCCCAGUAUGGAAAUAUAAAAACUGUAUUAUCAUAUCAC
This is a messenger RNA of Oenanthe melanoleuca, 2254 nucleotides long. RefSeq names its product maestro heat-like repeat-containing protein family member 2A. The coding region runs from base 102 to 2069 and encodes 655 amino acids. The transcript is spliced from 16 exons. Lineage: Eukaryota; Metazoa; Chordata; Aves; Passeriformes; Muscicapidae. The record is from RefSeq and is a predicted model, not a curated record. Gene Ontology annotation, cellular component: cytoplasm.